Molecule: messenger RNA, 2071 nt
Organism: Orbicella faveolata
Lineage: Eukaryota; Metazoa; Cnidaria; Anthozoa; Scleractinia; Merulinidae
Product: very-long-chain enoyl-CoA reductase-like
Biological process (GO): lipid metabolic process
Molecular function (GO): oxidoreductase activity, acting on the CH-CH group of donors
Source: RefSeq, a predicted model, not a curated record
AGCACUCCCAUAUAUAAAGGACGAGGGUGCUCAUUGAAUCUUUCAGGUGCUAAAAAAGCGCUUUUGGUAGCUCUUUGGGCGUUCAGCUUCAAAAGGUCCACAGCAGGAGCUUUUACAGUACCUUUUAGACCUUUUAAGAGUAUUCAAUCGAAAAAAAUGACAGGAGAUAUUUAACAACCAACUUAACGAGUAGAAUGUAUUAAAAGCAAUCAUGUCUAUGAAAAUGGUUAGAGUAGUUGCCUCUUUGGGGUGAAAAAAAUUUCAAGCCACGUCCACAAAACAGGAUAUCGGUACCUCUUGGUGGUUCUGUUUUGAAAUUUCCCACGAGAACCCUCGUUCUUUUUAUAUGGGAGUCCCUUGCCCGGGGAUGUGAUGUUACUUCCUACCGGCCUAUCCCUAACCUCCACACCCUAAAAAAACGUCUGCUUGGGAGGGUAGGGAGGCUAGCCUAUGCCCACCCCACAAAAAUAAAAUGCUCAAGCUGAGUGCCUGUGUAGGUCACGCGAUCGCUUUCUUAGGAAUUCAUCAUGGCGGACGUAUCCUCCGGGUUUAACCCUGUCGUUGUUAACAGUGUUACAUACAUUGGGACUCUUGCAGUGUUCCUUGUAGCUAUGAAGGUCCCUAAGAUAUUCAUAGACCAUUUUCCUGCUACAGGCUGUCUCCUCGUAUCGAAUGAUGCCAAGUUUGCAAAAAAUCAAGAUUUGGAAUAUCUUUUCGUCGGACUCUGGUCGUUGCAUUUUCUCCGGCGAACGAUAGAAGUCCUUUGGGUCCAUGAUUACCGAAGGAAAAUGUCUUGUGUAGAAAGCAUAGGAGCGCCUAUUUAUUAUUGGUUCUUUGCGUUCUGGAACGGAGUUGCGCUGCGACACGACAAUGGAUACAAACAAACAUUUCUUGCUCUCACUGUGGCUGGCUCAGUCAUUUUCCUGAUCGGUGAGGUUGGAAAUUGCCUCUGCCAUCUCAAACUACGUGCAUUUCGGAAGGAAAAACGAGCAGGCUUGCUGUCCCCGAACUCAAAGCACGUUCUACCGCAUGGAUUCCUCUUCGACUGCAUCUCUUGCCCGCAUUAUUCGUGCGAAAUUUUAUCAUGGCUGGGUUUUUUCUUGGCAUCUUGGACUCUCCCGGCAGCCCUGUUUCUACUUGCAACAAUGAUCACUCUUGUUGUUUACGCACAUAAGAAACACAAGGCAUAUCGACAGGAGUUUGAUGGACUGGCCGGGAGGGAAUUGUAUCCUAGCAAUCGAAAAGUCCUAAUUCCUUUUGUGUUUUGAGAACAAGUCAGUACACUGUGUAAACCAUGCAUCUUUACGUUCUCACGUAUCGAUCAAAGAGACAUGAAGUUACCCCCCCCCCCUGCUCUACCCACCAGGUGUGUACAUUUAUGAGUGUACCCGGGGGAAGAAGAUUUCCAAAUUACAAAUCGUUUCUUUUUCCAAUGCAAAUACUAACCUUCAGGGCUGCUGAUUAGAAUGAAAUGUUUCAGUAAUGUAGGAGUAAAGAGGACAUUUUUUUUCGCUCGUUAUUACAGUCAUAUUAUAUAUUUUUUUUGUUUUACUUUUCAUAUCACUUGUAGUUAUAGUUUUGAAAUGUUAUAAACAAAAUUGGCAGUAAUAUCUGCAUAUGAUCCGUGAUAUCGUAAAAUUUCAACGUAACUUCUUGGAUCAUUUCCAGUAAUGUCAAAUAUAGUAAAUAGCAUGUUAUAUUUUUGAUGCCCUCAUUAAAAAUCAGUUACUACUUUUCACUCAGGACUUUUGCAGGAGGCAAAACAAUGAAUGAAAUGAUAACGAAAAAAAAAACAUAAAAAAAAAAUAAUAAUUAAAAAAAGAAAGGCACCGAGGGGAUUUGAACCCAUGACCUCCUGUUUACUAGACAGGCGCUCUAACCAACUGAGCUACGGCGCCCUCCAUGGAAAUCGCGAUGAAAUUGUAAUUAAUAAACCAAGCGCAACCUUCAAUUACUGAUGAUGUUCCUUUCUCCGCAUAAAAAUUGUAAUUAUCCAACAUUUGAACGUUGUAUGGGUAGGAUUUAUCGAUAUGUGGAUAUAAAACAGCCAAUAAAUGGUGGAGGAAGCUUG